AUGGGAGAGCUCUGGGCACUGUUGGUCGAAGCUGAUGAAGCAGAGGAUGGCAUACCGCGCAGUCUGGUAGAGAAGAAAAUUGAAGAAUUACGCAAGGAACCACGACCUGGGAAUGGUGAUGUGAAACCGGAGCCAACACCACAAUCAGAAGAUUGGGCAACUAGAAUGGGUGAUGCUGGAUUUUUCCGAGGUACAAGCUCGGAUCAAGAUGGUCGGUUUUCUGAUAAGGAGAAGAAGUUGCUCAAACAGAUGAAAUUCGAGAACACAUUAGAUCGGAAGAUCAACAUGGACAAAAUCAACUUGGACGUGAUCAAGCCGUGGAUCACUAUGCGUAUCAACGACAUUCUCGGUAUCGAAGACGAUGUUGUGAUUGAGUAUAUAAUGAGUCAAUUGGAGGAAAAAGAUAUUAAUCCAAAAAUUAUGCAGAUAAACAUUACCGGAUUCCUCAAUGCUCGACGCGCACGAGAGUUUAUGGGAGAGCUCUGGGCACUGUUGGUCGAAGCUGAUGAAGCAGAGGAUGGCAUACCGCGCAGUCUGGUAGAGAAGAAAAUUGAAGAAUUACGCAAGGAACCACGACCUGGGAAUGGUGAUGUGAAACCGGAGCCAACACCACAAUCAGAAGAUUGGGCAACUAGGUACAGCUCAUUGUCUGGUGGUCGCUACACUGGUCCCACGAAAGAGAAGGAAGUACCUGAUGACCGUAUCACAAAAAUUAGCCCGCGCGGCGGUACACCUCCUCGACGACGUAGAGAAAAUCGUGGUGAUGACACACCACCCAGAAGGAGAGCUUACGACGAUCGAGAUCGCGACCGGGAAAGGGAGAGGGAUCGAGACCGAGAACGUGACAGAGAACGUGAACAACGCAGGCAGCAGCGUAUAGAAGAUGAGAGGAAAAGAGAGGAGGAGUCGAAGAAGAGGGAAGAGGAAAGGCUGAAGCGACGCGCUGAAGAGAGGGAACGCGAGAGGAGACGAGAUGAGGAGCGAGCAAAGGAAAGAGAGCGUCGACGAGCCGAAGAAAGGGAACGAGAAAGGCGUAGGAGGAAGAGCAGAAGCAGAUCGAGGUCGAGAUCACCUGUGAAGAGGCGAUUCACCGAAACGACUUCGAGCAGUAAGCGCAAGCGCAGUCCUAGCACUUCGUCCACAUCAUCUUCAGAAGAGGAAAGGAAAAAGAAGAAGGCCAGCAGGCGCAAGUAUCGAUCGAGCACUGAUGAAUCUGAUUACGAGAAGAAGUCGAAAAAGGAGAAGAAAUCAAAGAAGCAUAAGAAGGAAAAAAAGAAGAAGGAAAAGAAGAGGUCUCCGACUCCAAGCAUAUUCACCGUACUGCAGUGGCUGUUGCGGAAAUCGUUUCGGGGUAGGGAGGGGCGAAACCAGUCUUCAAAAAAGAGGCUCGUCCUCUCGCAGUAUAUGGGUGAUGUACGGCAGCAAAACAGCACAACAGCUGGAAUAGAGGCUGCGAGUGUAACGGUUGCUGCACUACAAUCGGCCGCACGCGCUGCUAAUAAAGUCGAUUCAUCGUCGGUUUCUCCGAAUUUUGUAAAAGGAGUGCUUGGCUUUGCAUCAUUAACGACAUUAGCUGCUGGAGUUCGCACUGCGUGGAAACAUAGUCGACAACCUGAAGCGGCCGAUCUACGACGGGCACAGAUUUUCUCGGGAGUGGGAUUUGCAACGAGAGCGCUGGGUAUAGCAACAGUGAUAACAGUUUCUGGCUUCUCUCUAUUCGUCGUCGGUAUUUCGUGGGCAUUGAACGUGAACACACCGCGCCAGUUUGGCAGCGCCAUGCGCCAAGCGUUUGGAGAUUCAUUGCGAUUACCACAGAGUAAAAACUCGCAAACCUUCGAGGAGUUGAUAUUGAGUCUUGAAACGCAAGAGAAGCAGAGAAACUCGUCAUCGUCGCCGACGAAGCAAGAAUAG
Messenger RNA from Cylicocyclus nassatus, 1911 nucleotides. NCBI's taxonomy places the organism in Eukaryota, Metazoa, Nematoda, Chromadorea, Rhabditida, Strongylidae. The record is from the annotation of a GenBank genome assembly.